AAGCUUGCUUUGACAUUUACAUGUACGGCAAACGAAUGCGGACAUCGAUCAACCCAUCAAUUUACAAAACGAAGUUAUGAAAAAGGAAUUGUUUUAGUUCAAUGUCCUUCGUGUAAAAAUCGUCAUUUGAUUGCAGAUCAUCUUGGUUGGUUUACGGAUACGAAAGAUGAGCCUAAAACUGUCGAGCAAAUCGUUGCUGCUCAUGGUGGAAGGGUACGU
Molecule: messenger RNA, 219 nt
Organism: Meira miltonrushii
Lineage: Eukaryota; Fungi; Basidiomycota; Exobasidiomycetes; Exobasidiales; Brachybasidiaceae
Product: zf-DNL-domain-containing protein
Exons: 1
Biological process (GO): protein folding; protein stabilization; protein import into mitochondrial matrix
Cellular component (GO): mitochondrion
Molecular function (GO): zinc ion binding; protein-folding chaperone binding
Source: RefSeq, a predicted model, not a curated record